Messenger RNA from Acipenser ruthenus (sterlet), 1617 nucleotides. RefSeq names its product nascent polypeptide-associated complex subunit alpha. Lineage: Eukaryota; Metazoa; Chordata; Actinopteri; Acipenseriformes; Acipenseridae. The coding region runs from base 151 to 1497 and encodes 448 amino acids. The record is from RefSeq and is a predicted model, not a curated record. Gene Ontology annotation, cellular component: cytoplasm; nascent polypeptide-associated complex. The transcript is spliced from 12 exons. Gene Ontology annotation, biological process: protein targeting to membrane.
AUUCAGACACAAACUCAACACUUUGUCGCUCCUCUUUUAUUUUAGGUUCACAGACCCGGAAGCAGAACGCUUUGGGAGGUCCGACAUCCCCACGAGCCGGAGGUCAGCGUCUCUCUUUCAGCCAUCUUGGAUCCGAGCUCCUGACACACAAUGCCUGGUGAAGCCACAGAAACCGUUCCAGCAACGGAACAAGAGAUGCAUCAGCCUCAGGCUGAGACAGCCUCGGGGGAAGUUAGCGGCUCCCCUGCCCCAGUGAUGGAAGCAACAGAAACGACUAAAGAGGCCUCCACAGAGAGCCCUCCUGAGGUGGAGAGCCCUGAGGUGGCGAGCGAGGCUCCCCAGACUGAGGCCGAUUCAGGCCCUGCUGCCCUGGCUCUGACUGCCCAGGAGCCUUCAGCCUCGGGGGAAGUGAGCAGCUCCCCUGCCCCAGUGACGGAAGCAACAGAAACGACUAAAGAGGCCGCCACAGAGAGCCCUCCUGAGGGGGCCAACCCUGAGGUGGCGAGCGAGGCUUCCCAGACUGAGGCCGAUUCAGGGCCUGCUGCCCCGGCUCUGACUGCCCAGGAGCCUUCAGCUCCGGCUCAGCCUGCAGCGCCCCCUGCUGCUGCUGAUGCUGCAGCACCUAUGGUCACUGAUGAUGCAGAGACGGAGCCAGAAAAAGCUCCGUCUUCUGCCCCCCCUCCAGCCCCCAAACCUGCCCCAGCUCCUACAUCUACUCCUCCUCCUCCUCCUGCUGCUGUUGCUGCUGUCGUGGAUGACGAUGAAGACCUGCCACCCCUUAUUCCCCCCGAAGAGCCAACCCCCGAGAUUGACUUCCAGCCCCCCAUCCUGGUAGAGAUGCCCAAAGCUGCUGCUCCUGCCACCCCCAAACCAGCCCCGGUUAAAGCUCCCGCCAAGCAGGAGCCUGUGAUCAAGAAUGACAAGGGGUCUGGCACGGAGUCCGACAGUGACGAAUCGGUGCCUGAUCUUGAGGAACAGGACUCCGCACACACGCAGCAGGCACAGCUUGCUGCAGCUGCCGAAAUUGACGAAGAACCAGUCAGCAAAGCAAAACAGAGCCGAAGUGAAAAGAAAGCACGGAAGGCCAUGUCCAAACUGGGGCUUCGCCAAGUCACAGGGGUAACCAGGGUCACUAUCAGGAAAUCAAAGAACAUCCUGUUUGUCAUCACGAAACCAGACGUCUACAAGAGUCCCGCGUCGGACACCUACAUCGUGUUCGGAGAGGCCAAGAUUGAAGAUCUCUCCCAGCAGGCACAGCUGGCAGCCGCAGAGAAAUUCAAGGUCCAGGGAGAAGCAGUUUCAAACAUCCAAGAAAACACACAGACUCCUACCGUACAGGAGGAGAGCGAAGAGGAAGAGAUUGACGAGACCGGUGUUGAGAUCAAGGACAUCGAGCUGGUAAUGUCGCAGGCGAACGUGUCUCGAGCGAAGGCUGUCCGGGCACUAAAGAACAACAACAACGAUAUUGUUAAUGCUAUUAUGGAGUUGACGAUGUAAACAUCUGAGAAGGAGAGAGAGCUGUGGGUUAUUUGAGGUCUUGCUGUUGUAGCUACAAAUAACAUUUGUACAAUUUAUACUGAGGCGAUUUAAAUAAAGUUGUGGAAUGAUGAGAUGGAA